This is a messenger RNA of Strongylus vulgaris, 629 nucleotides long. The record is from the annotation of a GenBank genome assembly. Lineage: Eukaryota; Metazoa; Nematoda; Chromadorea; Rhabditida; Strongylidae.
AUGACACCUGAUAAAAAGUACAAGCCUGCAACCGAGAAUGACUACAAUAUUCACGAUCUUUCAAGUGGAGAUGAGACCGACCAAGAGGAUGCUCCACGAAAGAAGGUGCCAGCUUGGGCGGAAGGAACUCAAUUGAAGCGUGCAUUGGAGAAAAUUAAUAGAGAUAUCUACUCGGGCCUGUUUGAUCCUAAUAAGUAUUUUGGAGAGAUUGAAGCGGUGAGUGAUUUCUUUUCCGAAACUGUUUUUUCUGAUGGUUGUCGGCUUGAGACGUCAAAUGUAGAGAAUAGAUCGCCCUCUCGUCACAGCAGUCACGACUCUUAUGAAAUGACACCUGAUAAAAAGUACAAUCCUGCAACCGAGAAUGACUACAAUAUUCACGAUCUUUCAAGUGGAGAUGAGACCGACCAAGAGGAUGCUCCACGAAAGAAGGUGCCAGCUUGGGCGGAAGGAACUCAAUUGAAGCGUGCAUUGGAGAAAAUUAAUAAAGAUAUUUACUCGGGCUUGUUUGAUCCUAAUAAGUACUUUGGAGAGAUUGAAGCGGUGAGUGAUUUCUUUUCCAAAUCUGUUUUUUCUGAUGGUUGUCGGCUUGAAGUAUCUUUUUUCGUUAAUACUAAGAACGAUACUUAAAG